AACUUCGUUUCUAUGCUCAACUGAAUUUUCAAUAAAAUGGGUAGUGUUCAAAAUCUUGAGUUUGGCCGGUUUUUUUCUUCCUUUUAUUUUUCAGUUAUUUUUGCACCCAAAUGGGAAUUUAGAAAAAAAAAAUAAUAGUUUCCCUUAUUUGGUACUGAAAGGUCCAUUUUGGAAACGUGUUGCAUGUUCCAUUACAGCUUUUCUAAUCUGACUUUGCUUGAACAUGUGAAAGUUAAUAGCCACACCACACAUUGGAGGGGUUGGAUCUCUUAGAUUAGGGAAUUUACUUUUGGGUAUUUAAGGAGAUCUUGGUACUAUAAUUUUCCAGCAAGACUACUUUUAGUCUCUCUCAAAUUGCAUAUAUUGUCUCCUACUUUAAACCAACCUCUUUCUCUUCUUGGUUUGUGAAAAUAUAGCACAAGAGAUACAUAAAGGUUUUAGAUAGCUGGAAAAAAUGGUGAAGAUCUGUUGUAUUGGUGCUGGUUAUGUCGGGGGUCCAACAAUGGCAGUUAUUGCAUUGAAGUGCCCUUCAAUUGAAGUAGCAGUUGUUGAUAUCUCAGUUGCUAGAAUUGCAGCCUGGAAUAGCGAUCAGCUACCCAUUUACGAGCCAGGUCUCGAAGAGGUGGUGAAUCAGUGUAGAGGAAAAAACCUUUUCUUUAGCACUAAUGUUGAAAAACAUGUCUCAGAAGCUGAUAUUAUCUUUGUUUCUGUUAAUACACCGACAAAAACUCGAGGCCUUGGAGCAGGCAAAGCUGCUGAUCUGACAUAUUGGGAAAGUGCAGCUCGAAUGAUUGCUGAUGUAUCGAAAUCGAACAAAAUAGUUGUUGAGAAAUCAACUGUUCCUGUUAAAACAGCUGAGGCAAUUGAAAAAAUCCUGACCCAUAAUAGCAAAGGCAUAAAAUAUCAGAUUCUGUCAAACCCAGAAUUUCUUGCAGAAGGGACUGCAAUUCAGGACCUUUUUAAUCCUGAUAGAGUUCUUAUUGGUGGAAGGGAAACUCCUGAUGGCCAAAAAGCUAUUCAGGCUUUGAAAGAUGUGUAUGCUCAUUGGGUUCCUGAAGAUAGAAUCAUCUCGACCAAUCUUUGGUCUGCAGAGUUGUCAAAGUUAGCUGCAAAUGCCUUUUUAGCACAAAGAAUUUCUUCUGUCAAUGCAAUGUCAGCUCUUUGCGAAGCAACUGGAGCAGAUGUUUCGCAGGUUUCUCAUGCUGUUGGUAAAGACACAAGAAUUGGACCAAAAUUUUUGAACGCCAGUGUUGGUUUUGGCGGAUCCUGUUUUCAAAAGGACAUACUCAACUUGGUCUACAUUUGUGAGUGCAAUGGCUUAGCAGAAGUUGCAAACUACUGGAAACAAGUCAUUAAGGUUAAUGAUUACCAAAAGAAUCGAUUCGUCAACCGGGUUGUUUCCUCUAUGUUCAACACAGUUUCAGGUAAAAAGAUUGCUAUUCUUGGUUUUGCAUUUAAGAAAGAUACCGGUGACACAAGAGAAACACCAGCUAUUGAUGUAUGCAAGGGCUUAUUAGGCGAUAAGGCGCGAUUGAGUGUAUAUGAUCCACAAGUGACUGAGGAUCAGAUUGAAAGGGAUCUUUCAUUGGAAAAAUUUGACUGGGAUCACCCAGUUCAUCUUCAACCAAUGAGUCCUAGUGCUGUUAAGCAAGUGAAUGUGGUUUGGGACGCUUAUGAGGCUACGAAGGAUGCUCAUGGAAUCUGCAUUCUUACUGAGUGGGAUGAGUUCAAGAAGCUUGAUUACAAAAGGAUUUUUGAGAAUAUGCAGAAACCUGCAUUUGUGUUUGAUGGGAGAAAUGUUGUGAAUGUGGAAAAAUUAAGAGAAAUUGGUUUCAUUGUUUACUCAAUUGGGAAACCAUUGGAUCCAUGGCUCAAAGACAUGCCUGCUGUGGCUUGACUUUCUUCUGCCAUGGGCGUUCUUGCUGGUACUUAGCUUUGGGAGUUGCCGUUUCAUUCUUUGAAUUUUUCCUCUUACUUUCUUUCUUUCCUUUUUUUUUUUUUUUUAAAUGUGUUUGUUUCUUUUAUUUUACUUUACUAGUCAUUAUGGCUUAAGAAGCAUUACAUUAUUUCUGCUAUAAUGAUAAAUAAAGCAGAGUUCUAAAGUUAGAAAAA
Molecule: messenger RNA, 2112 nt
Organism: Jatropha curcas
Lineage: Eukaryota; Viridiplantae; Streptophyta; Magnoliopsida; Malpighiales; Euphorbiaceae
Product: UDP-glucose 6-dehydrogenase 1
Biological process (GO): glycosaminoglycan biosynthetic process
Cellular component (GO): nucleus
Molecular function (GO): NAD binding; UDP-glucose 6-dehydrogenase activity
Source: RefSeq, a predicted model, not a curated record